UUCCUUUAAUUUAAUUUUCAUUUAGUCUUUAAUUUCAACCUUUUUCUCUAUUUUCAUUUUCUUUCUCUUCCUUGGUUCCCGAUCCUCAUCCUGGAUCGCCAGUCUUUGAUCCCUCGAAGAAUCGAUUAAUUGGCGGCGGCGGCGGCGGGGGUUACACUUGUGGCGGUGGAUUUGAAGUUGGUCUUUGUUGGUGGAAAACAAAAGAGAGAAACAUUAAUAAAAUUUGCUCACUUUUAUUCAUAUUAUUUCAUUUUGGGGAGGUUAAGGUUUUGGUUAAAAAGGGGAUUUGCACAAAGAUUGAGCGGUUUUGAAUUUUAGAGAUGUUGACCUUAACCGGUGGGCUUUGAACUACUAUGGCACUGGUUGUUACACGACAUCAAGAUGACGCUUUACAUUGGUCGCGAAGCUUCAAAGUUGUGGAAGAGAAUUUGUGCAGAGACAACUACGGAGAUCAACCUUCUUCUAGACAAUUGGAAAUACCUUCUUGCUGGUCUAAUUUUUCAGUAUAUUCAUGGUCUAGCUGCCCGAGGAGUUCAUUAUUUACACCGGCCAGGGCCAACACUUCAGGAUCUUGGUUUUUUCAUUCUUCCAGAGCUUGGGCAAGAUAAAGGCUAUAUCAGUGAGACAGUGUUCACCUGUGUCUUUUUAUCUUUUCUAUUGUGGACUUUCCAUCCUUUCAUCUUCAAGACCAAAAAGAUCUACACAGUUCUAGUUUGGUGCAGGGUGCUAGCAUUUUUAGUUGCUUCUCAGAUUCUCCGAAUCGUUACAUUCUAUUCUACUCAGCUUCCUGGACCUAAUUAUCACUGCCGAGAGGGUUCAAAGCUUGCCAGGUUGCCGAAACCAGAGAGUGUGCUAGAAGUCCUCUUAAUUAAUUUUCCUCGAGGUGUAAUAUAUGGUUGUGGUGACUUGAUUUUUUCAUCACACAUGAUCUUCACCCUAGUCUUUGUGCUAACCUAUCAGAAAUAUGGCACACGAAGGUGCAUAAAGCAGUUGGCUUGGUUGGUAGCUAUCAUCCAAAGUCUCUUGAUUGUGGCAUCCCGAAAACAUUACACAGUUGAUGUAGUUGUCGCAUGGUAUACUGUUAAUUUAGUAGUAUUCUUCAUAGACAAGAAACUGCCAGAAUUGCCUGACAGAACCAGUGGAAAUUUACCUCUGUUGCUACCAUUAAGCACCAAGGACAAGGAUAGUAAGACCAAAGAAGAGAACCAGAAGCUCUUGAAUGGGAAUUCUGUAGACCCUGCUGAUUGGAGGCGGAGAAGUGAAGUUAAUGGCAAGACAAUGGAAGAUGCAAAUGGACUCCAUGCCGAUACUGCAAUGAAUGGUGCGUAGAUGAUGGAAGCUGCCUGCUAUUACUGUAAUCGUGCUCUGCUCGGAUCCAUAUGAUCUUUUGAUUAAAGGCUUAGCAUCUUCCAAUACUGGUAAUUUGAUUUGUAUUCUUAAGAAAAACAGAAACUGAGUGGUGCACUUGUACAUUGUGCUGUCCUUCCCUGUCUUUGCAUAAAAUCAUCGGCCAUCAUCAUGAUCAGCAUCAACAUAUAUCAUGGAAUAUUCCGAGUUCCUAUUGCCAGUGCCUGUGUCAUUCUCUUUCCCAUGUCGAACGCUGAAAUUGUGAUUGUUGUCUCUCAAUGCCGAAGGCCAUUGAGAUAAACCAGUUUUUUAAGUUUUUAAGUAACUAUUAAAUCUUUAUGUUUCAUCUUAA
Molecule: messenger RNA, 1699 nt
Organism: Gossypium raimondii (Peruvian cotton)
Lineage: Eukaryota; Viridiplantae; Streptophyta; Magnoliopsida; Malvales; Malvaceae
Product: phosphatidylinositol:ceramide inositolphosphotransferase 1
Exons: 12
Coding region: 382-1329 (315 amino acids)
Biological process (GO): ceramide biosynthetic process
Cellular component (GO): trans-Golgi network; endoplasmic reticulum membrane; Golgi membrane
Molecular function (GO): ceramide cholinephosphotransferase activity; inositol phosphoceramide synthase activity; sphingomyelin synthase activity
Source: RefSeq, a predicted model, not a curated record